Messenger RNA from Phacochoerus africanus (Common warthog), 2582 nucleotides. RefSeq names its product lines homolog 1 (gene LINS1). The transcript is spliced from 8 exons. Bases 292 to 2580 code for a protein of 762 amino acids. The record is from RefSeq and is a predicted model, not a curated record. Lineage: Eukaryota; Metazoa; Chordata; Mammalia; Artiodactyla; Suidae.
GGAAGGGGCCGGUGUUCGCGCGAAUGGCGGUGCGGAGUCAGGGUGGCUCGAGUUGGGUCCCUGCAGGCUGCCUUUGCAUUUUGCUGCUUGUUUCCUUUACUGUUCAAUAUAUUGAAACAACCUAAGUGUACACUGAUGGAUAAAUGGAUAAAGAAAAUAACAAGAACAUCAAGUUCAUAGAUACAGAGAACAGGUUUUAAUGAAGAAACAUCUUAGUCAUUUCAGUUCUAACAUUAAUAUUUACAAUUUGGAGUUGUCAACAUUCUUAUAAGAUAUAUUUUGGCAAUCAAAAUGAAAGCUUUCUUUGAAGUUUUAGAACAGUUGUACAGUAAGGUACUUCUCGGAGCCACCCUGGAAAAUGACAGCCAUGAUUACACCUUUUAUCUCAACCCAGCAUCUUCAGAUCAAGAUUGCUCCAGAACCACCUCUUCAGACUGCUCAAACACACUUGAAGUUCAGCGCAAGCAUCAGCCAUCCUCUGUCCAUCUGGCUACCCUUUCUGUAGCAAAGGAGGCUGUAGCACCUCUGUGUUUGAAGAGACCCUCUCAGAUGAGCAGUACCCGAGAAGUAGUGCUCCUUCAGUUAACAGUGAUCAGAGUGAUGAUAACCAGAAUAUUGUCUGUUGAAACAGAAUUGCAUGCAAAGGAGAAAUACAGAGAUAUAAUUAAACUUCUUUUACAGUCAUCUGACAUUGAUUCUAAAUUAACAUGUAUGUUCCAAAACUCGGAUAAAUUAUUAUCUCACAUGGCUGCAAAGUGCCUUGCACUACUUCUGUAUUUCCAAUUGAAAGAAAAGGUAACAUUAAGUAAUUCCUGGAUUUCUUUUUGCCAGAAAAAUCUUUCUGAAUAUUCUGAAAGUGAUGAAGUAGUUUACAGUCUCUGGAUUCUAACUGCUGUAAUAAAAGAAAUCUUUAGAGAUACAUGUUCACAAAAAACAGAAAUUCUAAAGCAGUUCCUGACUCCUUUUGACACUAUUUUUGAAGUCUUUUACAAUUCCUUGUUUUCUCAGCAUUUUGAAAAUCACCAAGAUACUUAUAAACUAAUAAACAGCUUGAUAAGUUUCUUGGAAUUGCUUGAACUUCUUAUAGCCUCCAGAAUCCACCUAAAAUUACAUUUCAUUUGCCAGAGGAUUUUAUUUUUGAAACCUUCCUGUGUGUUAGAUGUUAUUACCUGGCCUGUUCAGGCUUUUGUCAAAAGGAAGUUCAUCAUAUUCAUCAAAAAGUGCCUUCUCUGCAAAAUGGGUGAAGACGUUUGUCAGGUCCCUGCCUUCAUGCCGCCAGAUCAUCAUUUCAAUGUGGAUAUGUUGGCUUUGGCUGAUGCUGUUCUGCAAGCUGUGGAUUUGGGCUUAUUGAGGACAUUGUCUGUCCAUGGAAAACCUUCCUGCUUUGGAGGUGAUGAAGUCCAGCCUGGAUGUGAGCAUGUCCCUGGUCCAGAUCAUGUGAUGCUUAGAGCAGCAAGCCUACUUAUCAUUAGAUCCUUGGAAAUCAAGUUUCAGAAUUGUGCUUCAGCAAAAGAAAUGAAAGUUGAUUUACAGAGGUUCAUGUUUGAGUUACUGACCUUCUUAAAGCCUCACCUUCAGCCCUCUCUGCAGUCAUACAAUCUUUGUGAGUGGUUGCCUAGGGUCUUCAUAGAACAAGACGAUGACAUGCUAGAGGCUGCCAAAGCAUCAAUGGGUGUCUACCUAAAGUUGACCAGAGAAUGUGAAGCUACAGAAAGUUUGACCCAAGAAAAAGAAAUGUGGAACCAUCACACACAUGAAAAUGGCUAUAAUCCACACUGUAUUUUUUUAUUCUUAUUAAAAAAUAUUGGAUUUGAUUCUACAGUUCUUCUUGAUUUUUUGAUUUCAUCAGAAACCUGUUUUCUCGAAUAUUUUGUCAGAUAUUUAAAAUUAUUGCAAAAAGACUGGGAUAAUUUUUUCACCAUUUGCAAGUACUUUGAUGUAGCAGAGUCUAAAGAUAACAUAAAUAUUUGUUAUCACACCUUCUCACUUGUCCAAGACAGAAGCAGCAACCAGAGGGAACCUAGUCCUUUGGCUGCUCUCGGUAGUCACAGAAAUACUUGUGCUCGGGUCUUCUGGGCUUCUGAUGCUUCUUCAGAACCACUGAACCAGGCUGCGAUGUCCAGCAAGGCCCACACCACGCUCCAGGAUAAUAGUCUGUCUCCACCCCAAGCUCCUCAGAGUCUGGUAGAUUAUGACAGCUCUGAUGAUUCUGAAGACGAAUCCACAAACCAGCCUUUAACAAACAGUGGACUAACAUCUUUACACCAAGAAGCAAUGAAGAAAAUUCAGGACACAGUUGGAACAAGUAGGGAUAAAAAAGAAUUUAGCCUGGAGCCUCAGUCAAGGCUUCUGGUUCCCAAAGAAUCUGAUACUCCCUCCCCUGUUGAUUGUGACAUGACCCCAAAUAACACUGCCUCUGAGGUGGUACUGUCUUACAAAACAGUAAAGUGCUUUGAAGAGCUACAAGGUGCCAUUUACCGUUUGCAGAAGAGACAUCUAUUCCCAUAUAAUCCCACAGCACUCUUGAAGUUGUUAAAACACAUUGAGACAAUAUAUAAUAAAAGUAUGAACUCUUUGUAAAA